This is a messenger RNA of Calliphora vicina (urban bluebottle blowfly), 1766 nucleotides long. RefSeq names its product porthos (gene pths). The record is from RefSeq and is a predicted model, not a curated record. The coding region runs from base 106 to 1635 and encodes 509 amino acids. NCBI's taxonomy places the organism in Eukaryota, Metazoa, Arthropoda, Insecta, Diptera, Calliphoridae. The transcript has 3 exons. Gene Ontology annotation, molecular function: nucleic acid binding; RNA helicase activity; ATP binding.
UUGUACCACAAACUGAACUAGACGUGCACGUGUUCUUAUAGAAAGUUAAAUCAUUUAUUAAAGGGUAAAAAUUUAGUUUAAACAAAUUCAAACACAAAAAUUACAAUGUCCACUACUUCAGAAGACGAAGAAAAUGUUGUAAGUGGUGAAGAGGAGGAGGAAGAAGAAGUCGAUGAAGAAAUUGAAGAGGAACAAGAUGAAGAAUCAGAUAAUGAGGAAGAACACGAGGCUGAGGAAACAAAAGAAAAUUCAGCCAAAGACAAUGAAUCUGAUGACGCUGAUAAAGAUGAUAAACCCAUGACAUGGAAAGAAUUGGGUCUGAAUGAUACCUUGAUCAAAUCAUGUGAAGAAUUAAAAUGGAAAGCACCCUCCAAGAUUCAGAAGGAGGCUAUACCAGUAGCUUUGCAAGGCAAAGAUGUUAUUGGCUUGGCGGAAACUGGCUCUGGCAAAACAGGAGCAUUUGCACUGCCUAUUUUACAGGCCUUGUUGGAUAAUCCACAAAGAUAUUUUGCUUUAAUUCUAACCCCCACCAGAGAAUUGGCAUUUCAAAUAUCGGAACAAUUUGAGGCUCUUGGCAGUUCCAUUGGUGUCAAAUGUUGUGUGAUAGUAGGUGGCAUGGAUAUGGUUUCACAGGCUUUACAAUUGGGGAAAAAGCCUCAUAUUAUUAUUGCCACCCCUGGUCGUUUAGUAGACCAUUUGGAAAACCUUAAAGGUUUUAAUUUAAAGGCCAUUAAGUAUCUUGUCAUGGAUGAAGCUGAUCGUAUUCUCAAUAUGGACUUUGAAGUGGAAUUAGAUAAAAUUCUCAAAGUUCUGCCUAAAGAAAGAAGAACAUUCUUGUUCAGUGCCACUAUGACGAAGAAAGUAAAGAAACUGCAAAGAGCUUCCUUGAAGGAUCCCGUCAAAGUGGAAGUUUCCAACAAAUAUCAGACUGUAGAACAAUUGCAGCAGUACUACAUAUUCAUGCCUGUUAAAUACAAAGAUGUCUACCUCGUACACAUACUCAACGAAUUGGCGGGCAAUAGUUUUAUGAUUUUCUGCAGUACAUGCAACAAUACAGUAAAAACAGCUUUAAUGUUAAGAGCUUUGGGUUUGGCUGCCAUUCCUCUGCAUGGUCAAAUGUCUCAAAAUAAACGUUUGGCUGCUCUCAACAAGUUUAAAGCGAAAAAUCGUUCUAUACUCAUUUCUACCGAUGUGGCCUCCAGAGGUUUGGAUAUACCCCAUGUGGAUGUCGUAUUGAAUUUUGAUAUACCCACCCACAGCAAAGAUUAUAUACAUCGUGUUGGUCGUACAGCACGUGCUGGUCGUUCGGGAAAGGCUCUCACAUUUGUCACCCAGUAUGAUGUUGAGUUGUAUCAACGCAUAGAACAUUUGUUGGGCAAACAAUUGCCAUUGUACAAAUGUGAAGAAGAUGAGGUAAUGGCCUUGCAAGAACGCGUUAGUGAGGCUCAACGUACGGCCAAACUAGAACUUAAAGAUAUUGAAGAAUCUAAAGGCUCAAAGGGACGUUAUAAAAAGGGUGCCGCUGGUGAUGAUUUCGAUGAUUCGGAACAAUUUACCGGAGCACGUAAACGUAUGAAAUCAGGUGGUGGUGGCGGCGGCGGUAAAGCCAAUUGGAAAAAGGCUAAAAGGAAGUAAUUUCCUUUGUAGAGCAAAUUAAAUGUAUUGUUGUUUUCUACUAUAGUCUUUAGUUAUUUUUGUAAUGUAUUUUAAGAAAUAAAAGCAAAAUGUAAAAUUGAUUUUACAUUAACAAUAUAAAAUUUAAAGAA